AAACAUGGAGAAGGAGCAGGCAGUCGUGCAGUUGUAUAAUCAUUCUGAGAAGUUGUGUCGUGUGGUACGGACAUUUGACGGUGACUGUUAGCUUGCAAUGUUGACAGAAAGUGUUUUGUAGAUAAUAAUCGAAAGUGUGUGCUUGUUAAAAAUGCCCACCGCGCCGGAUUCCGAAUACGAGUUCGUAUCGCAAGAGUGGCUUCUGGCCGAAUUGAGGAGCGAUUCGAAAAGUUUGGUUAUUUUAGACUGUAGAAGUUCGAACGAGUACGGAGAAUCUCACAUUCGAGAUGCCGUCAAUUUUUCUAUUCCUUCUAUAAUGCUACGACGUUUGGCCGCUGGAAAAAUUGAUCUCGUUUCGACGAUAAAGUGCAGAGAACUUAAGAAUAAGAUUUGUAGCAAUUAUAAAGAGAAUUUGUUCGUUCUUUAUAAUGAGUUAUACGGAGUUCAGCAACACCUGAGUGAUUCUACGCUAAGCGUUUUACUGCGAAGGCUGACUCAAGAUGGUUGCCGUGUGGUGUGCUUAGAAGAUGGAUUUUCGAGAUUUAAAGCGUCUUAUCCUGAAUGGUGCGACAGCUGUUCUGAGUUAUUAGAGACGACGGGAACUUUGCCUCCGGCUGCAGGUCCUGACCCACUACCCCUUAUGGGAUUACGAUCGUUAAGAAUCUCAGCACCGCCGCUUCAUCGACCACAUCGUAGUUGUGACAGCCUCUCUUCGGCAGCAAAUAGUUCGACUGAUAGUUCUGAUACGGAUGAUAGAUGUGACAGCUCUUUAGGUUUAGAAGACGACAAAGAGUUUCCUGUUGAAAUUUUGCCCUACUUGUUUUUGGGGAACGCUGCGAAUAGUGAAGACAGCCAAGCGCUUGCUAGGCAUAGUAUACAGUACGUUCUGAAUGUAACGCCCGAUCUUCCCAACGUAUUCGAGGACCUCGGAAGUAUAAAGUACAUGCAAAUUCCAAUAACGGAUCAUUGGUCCCAAAAUCUGGCUAGUCAUUUUCCGCAGGCGAUCGAAUUUAUAGAUGAAGCAAGAUCUCACAAGAAAGGUGUGUUAGUUCACUGUUUAGCCGGAGUAUCCCGUUCCGUUACAAUAACAGUAGCAUAUUUAAUGUACAAGUGCUCGCUCAACCUAAACGAUGCCUUCAAUCUAGUGAGAGCUCGAAAAUCUAACAUCGCUCCCAACUUUCAUUUCAUGGAACAGCUCCACAACUUCGAAAGAGAAUUAAAACUGGACGUUUCGUCGCAAAGUCCCAGCAGCCUCAUGGAGCAGAUACGUAGGGAACAGCACGACGUACGAAAGGUCGAGGAGAACAGAUCUAGACAGUGUCCGAAUUGUCGACUGCGUGACGAUUGCAAGUGCAGGCAACAUACGGAAUUUUUAAGUCCCCUGGCCCAUAUAGGGGUCAGUCCGGAUUCGGGUAUCGAAUUCGAUCGUUGGUCUUCCAGUGCGACGCCAGGCGAAUGAGAUAACAAGGGGGGGUCUCAGUGGCACUUUUAAACAAUGUUCGGUCUAUUAUCAGACCAAUAAUAGUGUUACUGUUAUCUCCCCAUUUAAAUCUAGCAAUUAUCCUUUUUCCAACUCGUAAAAAUAUUUUUUGUCAGUAUUAUUAUUUUUAUUUCUAAUUUUUCACCUAAAUUGUUCACAUUGUUACAUUCAAAGUUAGAUAUUAAGUAGGUACUCUUUCUGUUUACUAUUCUGUGAUUUUUCUCAGUGAUGGAUAUCUAAUUAUUUUAAAUUACCCCUCCCAAGCCGACGGGAAUGAUUUCAAAAUAAUUAGGUAACGAUCACGGAGAGUUAAUAAUAGGAAAACAUUUAUCGAAAAACUUUCCUUCAAUUUGCUCUUUAUACUAGUGAAUUGCGAUCUGGUACUUGACAGAAAAUGGAUAACAUAGUAUGUAUAUUUCUCACGCAAUCUAGUCGAAAAGUACAUAGUCUGUCAUAAUUUGUAACGCGGAAUAACUUAAAAAAGUUAUAUUAUAAGAAGAAAUUUAAAUACACAAAGUGUAUGGAAUCAAUAUUUUUGGAAUGUAUCCAUAGGUGGAUGUUAACCAUAUUUUGAAUGAAAAUAUGGAUGUAAAUAAUUUGUAGUAUUAAUCUCCAAGCAUGGGUGUAUUAUUAAACCCAUUCCAUUUUGUGUUCUCUUACAUUUAUAAUGAAAAAUAAGCGUAAAUGUGGAUUUGUUUGGAAUUAAUAUCGGUGCCAUAUUUUAUUAUCUCGUUAAUUAGAUAAUACUUGCCAUUUAAUGACUCGUUAGAAGCAUUUUUUAACAAUUUUUCAUAUCACGUACCUAUCAAGUUUGCCAUUAGUAUAGGCGUGUUUGUUUAUUCAGUUUAAAUCCAUCGAUGAGCUGUCAAUUAAUUGUGAAUGGAUAGAUGAGGUGCUGAAUCUAAACGAAUACACCUUUUUUUUAUACAAAAUUUUGUAAUCGCAGUGGCAGCCUUGAUAAGUCUGAUAUUCGGUAGGGGGGAAAAAAAUGCAAAUAUCAUUGGGGAAAAGUGAUUUUUGCAAGCUCUUUCGAUUUUAAGAAAAUAUAUUUAAUAGACUUAAGUAAUGUAAACAAUCAGUUGUUAACAAUUUAUGUGUGUAAUAAAAAAAGUAAUGUGUUUGUCAUAAAUAUUUCAGACAGUAGGGUUGUGGUUCUGUUACUCAAAACUAUGAAGCGAGCUUCCUUUGGCAGUUACUCUGGAAAAUUUUAUGGCACUAACAUGUUAUUGAAAUAAGACUUUUUCAUAGUUCAGUAAAAUGCUAUUUAAGAAAAUGUACCUAUAUAUAUACACUGUUAUUUAUAAAUAACAUAGUAUUUAUUAUUGUUAUACAGGGUGUUAACAAAAAGUAUCACAUUGGAAAUGAUCGUUGAUAACAUCUUAUGUUAGAUAAAUGUAAAUGUAUUUUUUAUUAUUGCCCGUCUAACAAAUGUAACAUUCCCAGUGCAUUAAUUUUUUAAUAUUUCUACAAGCACACAUAUUCUUCCAUUUAUUGUUUAUGAGAGUAUGAUGUAUAUUGUUUGUAAUCUUUUCAUAUCUUAUGUAUAAAGUUAUUUUGUAUAUCACUUCUUACAAAUUAAAUUUCUCUAUAAUA
Photinus pyralis (common eastern firefly) is the source of this 3073-nucleotide messenger RNA. RefSeq names its product dual specificity protein phosphatase Mpk3-like. Gene Ontology annotation, biological process: negative regulation of MAPK cascade; protein dephosphorylation. The transcript is spliced from 5 exons. The record is from RefSeq and is a predicted model, not a curated record. Gene Ontology annotation, cellular component: cytosol; cytoplasm. Bases 152 to 1459 code for a protein of 435 amino acids. NCBI's taxonomy places the organism in Eukaryota, Metazoa, Arthropoda, Insecta, Coleoptera, Lampyridae. Gene Ontology annotation, molecular function: MAP kinase tyrosine/serine/threonine phosphatase activity; protein tyrosine/threonine phosphatase activity.